Molecule: messenger RNA, 966 nt
Organism: Saimiri boliviensis boliviensis (Bolivian squirrel monkey)
Lineage: Eukaryota; Metazoa; Chordata; Mammalia; Primates; Cebidae
Gene: TREML2
Product: triggering receptor expressed on myeloid cells like 2
Biological process (GO): T cell activation
Cellular component (GO): cell surface
Molecular function (GO): signaling receptor activity
Source: RefSeq, a predicted model, not a curated record
CAGCUGGAUGGAGCCAUGGUCCCUGCGCUCCUGCUGCUGCUGCUGCCGCUGCUGCCGUGGCCACAGGGCUGCGUCUCAGGACCCCCCGCUGAGAGCGCAUACACAAAAGUGAGGCUCCUUGAAGGGGAGACUCUGUCUGUGCUGUGCUCCUACAAAGGCUACAGAAACCGCGUGGACGGCAAGGUCUGGUGCAAAAUCAGGAGGAGAAAGUGUGAGCCUGGCUUCACCCGAGCCUGGGUGAAGGGACCCCGCUACUUGCUGCAGGACGAUGCCCAGGCCCAGGUGGUCAACAUCACCAUGGCGACCCUCACGCUCCAGGACUCGGGCCGAUACUGGUGCAUGCGCAACAGCUCCGGGACCCUGUACCCCAUGCUGGGCAUCCAGCUGGACGUGUCUCCGGCUCCCAAAACUGAGAGGAACACUCCUUUCACACAUCUGACCAACAUCCUCAAGAGUGAAACUGUUACAACUGGCCAAGCCCCUACCUCAGGCCCUGAUGCCCCUUUCACCACUGGCAUGAUGGUAUUCACCCCGGGACUCUUUACCUUGGCUACCCUCUUGGCCUCCACCGGACCUGCCUCCAAGAGAGGCUACAGCUUCACUGCUACCAGCACCACCAGAAAGGGAUCCGGGAGCACCGCGGAGUCUCAGACAGUGACUGCGUCUCCCAGCAAUGCCUCCGCUGGAGAAUCCGUCUCCACUAAGUCUGGUCACCCCAGCACCAGGUCGCCCACCACAGGGCUCUGCCUCACCAGCAGGUCUCUCCUCAACAGACUACCCUCCAUCAGGCACCAGGAUGAUUACUCCACUGUGCUUGUGGUGGUGCUGACCUUCCUCCCAUUGCUGAUGCUGAUCGUGGUCUAUGGGUUUUGGAAGAAGAGACACAUGGGAAGCUACAGCAUGUGCAGCGAUCCUUCUAGACGUGACCCACCUAGAAGGCCAGAGCCCCUGUGGAAGCCUGCUUGA